This is a messenger RNA of Prunus dulcis (almond), 1668 nucleotides long. RefSeq names its product UDP-glycosyltransferase 91C1-like. The record is from RefSeq and is a predicted model, not a curated record. The coding region runs from base 63 to 1472 and encodes 469 amino acids. The transcript is spliced from 2 exons. NCBI's taxonomy places the organism in Eukaryota, Viridiplantae, Streptophyta, Magnoliopsida, Rosales, Rosaceae. Gene Ontology annotation, molecular function: UDP-glycosyltransferase activity.
CUCCUUAAUUACAUAUAUCUCAGCUCUUAUCACAGACAGUGGCCGUGUUCAUUCAAACAAACAUGGAGAACAAAGAUAAUCAGAAGCUUCACAUCGCCAUGUUCCCAUGGCUAGCCUAUGGCCACAUAAUGCCAUUUCUCGAAGUCUCCAAGUUCUUAGCUCAAAAGGGUCACCGAGUCUCCUUCAUCUCCACCCCCAAAAACAUCCAGCGCCUCCCCAAAUCAUCCCUAUCUCCUCUCAUAACUUUGGUCGAGCUUCCUCUGCCGGCCAUUGAAGGCUUGCCACAUUCCACAGAGUCCACCUCCGAGCUACCAAUUCACAAAGUCCCUUUCCUCAAAAAAGCCUACGACUUGCUCCAGCCUCCACUCACGCAUUUCCUCCAACACUCGGACGUCAACUGGGUCAUCCACGACUUCAUUUGCCAUUGGCUACCCCGAGUCGCGACUCAGCUCGGAAUCAACUCGGUUUACUUCAACAUCUUCAGUGCCACUACAUUGGCUUUCCUUGGCCCUCCCUCUGAGCUACUCGGAGGUCAACGCCAGCGGCCGGAGGACUUCACGGUUGUGCCGAAAUGGGUUGACUUUCCUUCUAAUGUUGCUUUUAAGCUCCAUGAGAUGGUCAGCCACUGGGACUGCAUGGACGACGAGGUCUCCGAUUUUCAGAGGUUCGCGGAUGCGAUUCAAUAUUGUAACUUGGUGACCACGAGGAGCACUCCCGAGUUCGAAUCCGACUCAGUGAGUUUACUCAGGAAACUGUACGGUAAACCCGUUGUUCCACUCGGGUUGUUGCCACCCAGCUCAGUGCCACGUCAGCACGGUGGCGCUGAUGAUCAGGUGGAUGAGAAGUGGGAAGUGUUGAGAGAGUGGCUCGACAAUAAGAAAGAGAAAUCAGUGAUUUACAUUGCACUCGGUACUGAGGUGACUCUGAGUCAAGAGUUGAUGCACGAGUUAGCUCAUGGGAUAGAGAAAUCCGGCUUGCCUUUUAUUUGGGUGGUCAACAAUCGCCCACUAGUGGAAGGCAUGUUGGGUGCGGAUGUUAUUCCACCCGAGUUUCCAACUCGGGUGGCUGACCGCGGUUUGGUGUGGAGAGGUUGGGCCCCUCAACUUAAGAUAUUGGGUCACUCGUCGGUUGGGGGUUUCUUAACUCACUGUGGUUGGAGUUCGGUUAUCGAGGCUCUCGGGUUUGGAAGGGUGCUUAUUUUGUUUUCCGGGACAAAUUCGGAUCACGGGUUGAUUGCGAGAUUGUUGCACGGGAAACAGGUCGGGUUGGAGAUACCGAGGGACGAGCAAGAUGGGUCAUUUACGCGUGACUCAGUGGCUGAAUUGACUCGCCGAGUGAUGGUUGACAAAGAAGGUGAGUCACUCAGGUCAAAUGCAUGGGCCAUGAAGGAGAUUUUUGGCAACAAAGAGCUGAACAACAAGUGCCUGGACGAGUUCACUCGGUUCCUUGAAACAUGGCCAGCUUCAACCUAAUCACUCUGCACAAUCAAUGCCUUGGGGCCUCUUGUCACAAAUUGUGCUUAAGAUGCUUGCCUUUUAUUUAUUUCUUUUUUCUUCUUUGUCCACAAUAAUAAAGGCAUUGCAGUUGGAUGUGGUCAUAUGAUCAUCCAAAGAAAAAAGUUAUGGUUUAUAUUAAUUUCCGAGGCAGCUGAAUCUUUUUGUAAAUAAC